GGCGUGGGUGACAGCGCCACCGCCUGGUGAGGCCCGGGGACUGCAGAGGGCGCGCGCCGCUGGUGAGCUGAUCCCCGGAGCGGGAGAGAGGAGCGAGAGGUCACCGCGUGUGUGUGUGUGUGUGUGAGAGGGGGCGGGAGCCGAGCGUUCACACCGACUGCGGAGAGCAGCGACAGACAGAGAGAGAGAGAGAGAGACCGGUCUGAAUUUGCUGCCAGUUCACUGUCAUAAUGGGUGAAUCCCCGAUAUGGGAACAAGUUGGUGCAGGUUUUGUGCAGGUCUAUUAUCAACAGUUCGAUACAAACCGAUCAGAACUGGGAUCUCUGUAUGGUGAAUCUUCUUGUUUAACAUGGGAAGGACAACAGUUCCAAGGAAAAACUGCAAUAAUGGAAAAAAUAAAUAGCUUACCAUUCCAGAAAAUUCAGCAUAGUGUAACUACUCACGACCAUCAACCCACAGUAGACGGCUCAGUCCUCACUAUGGUCGUAGGACAGUUACAGGUGGAUGAUGACCCAGUGAUGGGCUUUCAGCAGUUGUUUGUUCUGAAAAAUAUGGACAAAAGAUGGAUCUGCAUGAAUGACAUGUUUAGAUUGGCUUUGCACAACUUUGCGUAGGCAGGCCUUACGCCUUAGUACUUUUUUCCUUGUUUUUAGUCCAUUAUUGAAUUACAAGAAAGCAAUGUAUACAAGAAAGCAAUAUAUUCACAAGAAUGCUGGGCAAAAUAAUGGGUUGAUUUUCUUUGUGAAAAGUAUUGCAAUCUGCUACAUUAAGAAGCUUUUUUCAUUUUUUCAAUAUCCAUGUUCCUUACACAAGUUUCAGAUGCAAUGUCAGUUCUGAUAUUCUGCAAAUUGGAUGUUAUAAUACCAACUUCAUUUUCUUAAGGGAGAGAGCAUUUUAAUUUUUUUAAGUACAUGAACAUGGGCUAAAAAUAUUAACAAAUAUAUUCAUAAAUGUGAUAAUGUAACAUUAUUGAACAUUCCAGGUGCUCAAAACAUUUGACUGAUAAUGUAAAAUGUACUUUGCUUUUGGAAUAAAUGCAGUAAAUGUUAUUUUUUUCUGAAUCUAUAAACCUUUAACUGGAAGCAAUAUAGAUAUCUCAGUAGCUGUAAACAGCAAAACGUUGAAAGCAGAAUUCAAGUUCUGGGUGGAAUUCAGGACUAGGCUUUUUCAGUGUAAAUCUAGUUCCUCUGUCCUUUCUCUGUAUCCCUUAAUAUCUUUAUUUACCAGGUAUCUAUCUGUUACCCUUUUAAAUGUCCUAAUUGAUUCUGUCUCCACCACCUCUGACAGCAAAUUGAAUGUUUUCGUAACCCUCUAUUCCAAAAAAAAAUUCUAAACUUUUCUAUGUAAUUUUAAGCCCUCUAGGUUAGAUCCCUCUACCAGAGGCAAGAGGGAUUACUUAUCGAUUUCCUUCAUUAUUUCAGAACACCUCAUUCUGAUCCCCCCUCAAACUCUUGUCUCCAAAUAUAAUUACUUUAUUUAGCCUUUGAUUAUAGCUGGACCUCUUUGUCCUGAUAUUAAUUUAAUCAUCACCCUUCAAGCCUAAUGAAUUCUUCCAAAAAUUAGGUGUCCAGACCAUUAAAUGGAGUUAUUGAUAGUAGUGUAGUGCACGAAGCACUCAGUUGUUUGGAGAUUAAAUGAUUGGUGGUGGGGGGGAGAGAAUUCAAAAGGAGUUGUUCAAAUAUGAAAGAGCAAUAACAUGACAGGAAGAAACAUUUGAGACAUUUAAGGCAUUAAACUGAUUUUCCAUUCUGCCUGUUCAAA
This is a messenger RNA of Callorhinchus milii (elephant shark), 1761 nucleotides long. Its product is annotated as nuclear transport factor 2. Gene Ontology annotation, cellular component: nuclear pore central transport channel. The record is from RefSeq and is a predicted model, not a curated record. Lineage: Eukaryota; Metazoa; Chordata; Chondrichthyes; Chimaeriformes; Callorhinchidae. Gene Ontology annotation, biological process: protein import into nucleus. The transcript is spliced from 5 exons. The coding region runs from base 231 to 614 and encodes 127 amino acids.